Molecule: messenger RNA, 1592 nt
Organism: Carica papaya (papaya)
Lineage: Eukaryota; Viridiplantae; Streptophyta; Magnoliopsida; Brassicales; Caricaceae
Product: DNA-directed RNA polymerase subunit beta
Cellular component (GO): endomembrane system
Source: RefSeq, a predicted model, not a curated record
UUAUUAAAGAAAAGGAAAAUUUUCCAAAACUUCAUCACCCCCAUCUCAUGCUCACAAAACCAUGAACACCAUAGCCAUACCACUCUGUCACUCACAGUCGCCAUAGAACAAAAUGCUGGAACGCGUCCUCUCCUUGCGUCGAUCGCCUCCUCACUCCGAUUCCGACGCCUCCGACGCUGCCGGCGACGAGUCCAAGACGAAGCGGCCACACAUCUCCCUCAUGGCCACCAACUUCCUCUCUCGUGUGGGACACAGGUGGUGGCCUUUUCUCAUCCUCGGCCUCCUUUUACUCAUCUUUCUCUGCCUCACUUCCUUGGCCUUUUACCCCAGUCGCUUCGUCUGCAUCUCUCCUUUCGAUCCCGCCGCCCGGGUCGGGUUUUUCGGGUUCGAAGGUCUUGAAUCGGACUUCGGAGUCCUCGGUGUUCCCUGGUGCAGAUCGAAACAUGGAAAAACUAUUGAAUGGACAUCUAAGGAUUUGAUCAAAGGUCUGGAAGAGUUUGUACCCAUAUAUGAAACACGACCAAUCAAGAACAACAUGUAUGGGAUGGGUUUUGACCACAGCUUUGGCCUUUGGUUUAUCACCCGUUGGCUGAAGCCAGAUCUGAUGAUUGAAAGUGGCGCAUUCAAGGGUCACUCAACCUGGGUUCUGAGGCAGGCAAGGCCACACACACCAAUUGUGUCUCUUUCACCAAGGCAUCCUGAGAAGUACCUAAAAAAGGGGCCUGCUUAUGUUGAUGAAAACUGCACAUACUUCGCUGGGAAAGAUUUUGUUGAUUUUGGAAGUGUUGACUGGACAAGUGUUAUGAAGAAACAUGGGAUUACAGAUCUUAAUCGAGUUCUUAUCUUCUUCGAUGAUCAUCAAAGUGAACUAAAGAGGCUAAAGCAGGCAGUGAAGGCUGGCUUUCGUCAUCUUAUUUUUGAGGACAACUAUGAUACAGGAACUGGAGAUCAUUAUUCGCUGAGGCAGAUAUGUGAUCAGUUUUAUAUCAGAGGAGGUGGCCACAGCUGUUUUCAAGAUAGUGAUGAAGCGAGGAUUAGAGCCAAAAGGAAGAAAUUUUGGGAGAAGGCAGUUGAUGUAGAUGAACUAUGUGGACCGGGUGAAACAUGGUGGGGUGUUAGAGGAGAGAUGCGCGAUAACUUCAACCACAGUAAUCAGGUUAUCUCAUUUUCCGAACAUUUCCAGAACAGCCGAUAUGUUGAAUCGGUUCUAGAUGUGUAUUGGGAGUUACCACCUGUAGCAGGACCUUCUCUCACACACCAAUCACGGUAUGAUCCUGCUCGAGUGUCUAGUCCAAUUGUUGAAGAUGGCCGGUAUGGUUUGUUCCAGCGACUCGGCUUAGGUAGGCUUGAGACUUCUGUAUUCAAUGGAUACACCCAAAUGGUUUAUCUUCAAAUUUCUGAACCAGAAUCGUAGAACUUAGUUGAAAUACAUGAGAAGCAGUUUGAUUUCAGGGAGAAUGAACUGGGAGAUGUGUCUAUAUUCUGUGGUUUUUUCUCAUAGCUUUUCUUUAUUGACCAUUAUUUGCAUUCUUCGUUAAAUUCUCUGCUCCUUUUUCGGAAUUGUGAAUUAGAAUAUGUGAUGGUUGUCUCCA